Messenger RNA from Conger conger (European conger), 2861 nucleotides. RefSeq names its product tumor necrosis factor alpha-induced protein 2-like. The record is from RefSeq and is a predicted model, not a curated record. Bases 80 to 2032 code for a protein of 650 amino acids. Gene Ontology annotation, biological process: exocyst localization; exocytosis. The transcript is spliced from 11 exons. Lineage: Eukaryota; Metazoa; Chordata; Actinopteri; Anguilliformes; Congridae. Gene Ontology annotation, molecular function: SNARE binding. Gene Ontology annotation, cellular component: exocyst.
CACAAACGCACUAGACACAUAAAUCAGCCCCUGGAGCAGAUUACAACUUUAGUUUUGUGAGGGUGGCUGCUCAUCAGACAUGAAGUUCUGGAGACGGUUCCUCUUGUGUUCCUCACAGAGGAAUACUGAAGGUAGAAUGAGAACAGACGGAACUGGAAAAAGAGACAAUUUCCUAAAAUCCUUAUUUAGAAGGAAUCAGAAGAAUCCCAAAGGAACCACUAAUGGGGCUGGUGUUAAAAUCGACAUUCCACCAACGUUUGGUCUCACCUUUGAGGAGAACCUACAGCAGGGCCAUCUUUUCCAGGCUGGAAAGCAGCUGAUCCAACAGGAGGAGCAUCUGUUUGGGAGGGAAAUAGGGAAGGAGGAGAAGGAGAGUGGGGAAAACAAGGAAAAACUGAAGAGAGAUUAUGAGUCCCUUCUCAAGAAGGUGUGGCUGUCAGUGGACUCUUCACUGAGUGCUGGGGCAGAGGAGCUGGAGGGCCUGAAGUCGGCCGUGAGCUGCAUCCAGCAGGAGGAGGAGCAGGAUAGGAGGUGGGGGAAGAAACCAGAGACACAGGCCCCUGAAUGGAGGCCCAGGCAGUGCAGACAAAUGCAUGAUGCCCGGCUUGAGAAGAUGGUGGAGAAACGGAUGGAAGAACCGAAUGUGAUCGUGGAAGGAAACAUGUCUUCCUUGAAGAGGGAUAUCUGCAAGAUGGGCAAACAGAUGAAGGAGGACCUGCUGAAGGUGGCACGGGAGCUGCAGAACUGCUACCCUGAGGAGUUUGACAUCUGCAGUGUGUAUGCCGGACUAUAUCAUCAAGCCUUUUCUCAACGUUUAACAGAGAUUGCCGAUUAUGAACUGGUUGUAGAUGACUGUAUUUACCUCCUGACCUGGGUGAAUAAUUACUAUCCAAAUGACAUUUUAAAAAGCAAAGAACUCAAAGGGAAGAUUAAUUGCAAAUCGCUUGGAGAUUUGUUGCCUGUGGCGGUGGCUAGAGUCUUGGAGGAGCAGUAUCUCUCAGACCAAGAGACACAAGUUAAGAAAUUUGUCUCCACUGCCCUGAGGAAACAAGAGGAGGCCUGGCUGAGUGGAGCUCAGCCCGAGCUUAUAGAAGGACAUUACAGUCCCAUUUCCAUCGAUGUCAUACAGUGUGUUGAUAGCGCAAUGAAACAUGCAAGGAAUGUAUUGGGUGAGGUGGACAAAGCCCAGCCAAUCAUGUGUCAGUUGACGGAUUUCCUACGGAGCUAUAAGAAAUCUCUGGAAGAUUUUCUGAAAGGAAAGCAUGGAAACACCAAGGCAGUGAUAAAAGCUAACUUGGCCAGCCUUGAGCAAUUUGAGACCUAUAUUGUGACAGAGAGAGAUGUCUUCACAGAAGAGAUGAGAACAUGCUGCUUAUCACUCGUGAACGCCAUGAAAGACUGUGGCUACCAGUAUCUCUCCAAGAUCAUACAUGCAGAUAUGAAGGUAUGGUACCGUAAGCUGGGCACCCAGUCCUGGCUCACAGAAAACAGCAUUGUCAUGAACGGCCUUCUAGAAGCACUGAUGGGACACAUUGAGAAGUGCAGCGAUCUGAAGACCAGCUGCUUUGAGGAGUUUGUUGGCCGGCUGCAUGGCGAUGUGAUGGUGGAGUAUGUGUACAGGCUGCUGAAGAAGAAGCUGAGGCUGAAGGAUCAAGGCCAGCAGGAGGCAGCUGCCAGGCUGCUGUGUGAGGACAGCAAGGCACUACAUGCCCUGUUCACUGAGAAGGGAUCUAAAGAAGAGUGGCUGAGUGAGAUUCUCCCAAAUAUAGCUGAAGUUCUGAAGACACAGGACCCAAGCAUGAUCCAGCUGGAUAUCGUAAACCUGGCUCAGUACUGCCCUGACCUCAGUGAUUGCCACAUCUCCGACCUGCUCCACCUAAAAACCAACCUUCCCAUCUCCGACAUCAAGAUGAUCAAGGAGAGCCUGUCGGAGAUCCGAAACUCAGUCAUCUCCCAGAACACCAGGCCCUUCUUCUCCAGAGUGCAUCGCCAAGAUCGUGGAAUGAUCUUUGCCAAGAUGGUAAAAUGGUAAAUGGUUGGCAUUUAUAUAGCGCCUUUAUCCAAAGCGCUGUACAAUUGAUGCUUCUCAUUCACCCAUUCAUACCCACACUCACACACACCGACGACGAUUGGCUGCCAUGCAAGGUGCCGACCAGCUCAUCAGGAACAUUUGGGGGUUAGGUGUCUUCCUCAGGGACACUUCGACACAGCCCAGGCGGGGGAUCAAACCGGCAACCCUCCGACUGCCAGACGACUGCUCUUACCGCCAGAGCCCCACGUGGUUAUGUGACUCCCUUGCGGUUUCAAAGCCUUCAGGUUCCCUCUCAUAGAUUCUCCAGUGCCCUCAGGUACGCCUUCACUACCAUUCAACCUGGCUGCGACAAACCACACACUUGUCCUGCAGUAGAUGGACAUUAAAGCUCCUGAUUUUCAAAUAGUGGGGCAUUCAGUGAAACUCAAUCUGUCUGGAAUGCUAGCACACCUUCAUUUGUAGAUGACAUGCCAUCUGUAAAUAAAGCUAUUCCGGUCCAAUGAGAAUUUACCUGUACUGUAUGUCAUGCUUGCAGUCAUGAAACCUUCAAUAAUUUUGUCAGUAAAAAAAAAAAGAUUGAAAUAUUGAAGGGGUACUAAAAUGAAGCACAUUUACCAUAGAGGGGCUAACCACUAGCUGUUACAGUAUUAUUGUCCUGAGCUGAGGAGAAUAGGUCUGUCUGGUCUUAGUCCUCUAUGGAGAGAUUGCUUGGGCCACCAUCAAUGGUUUGUCAAGGGAUUUUUAUGUAUAUGCUGUAUGCCCAAAUGCCUGUAAAGUGUAAUUACAUUUUUUAAAAAUAUUUUUUGUUUGUUUUGUUUGCUUGUAUUCC